AUGGCUGCGAAACCUGCUGCGAGCGGAGCCCAUCCACUGUCAACAUUGGAGGGCUUCACCUGCGGUGCUGUUGCAGCGUGUAUAGCGGUCACCGUCUCCAACCCUGCUGAGGUGGCUAAGACGCGAUUGCAACUGCAAGGGGAACUGGCCAAAAAUGGCGGAGAACGGGUGUAUAAGCAUGCUGCGGACGUCUUCUCGAAAACAUGGAAAAAUGAGGGUAUUCGUGGUAUGCAGCGUGGUCUUGGUCCAGCGUACAUCUAUCAGUUUUUGCUGAAUGGAUCGCGCCUUGGAUUCUAUGAGCCUUUCCGCCGCAACAUCAACAAAUUCUUUGGUGUCUCCCCGACCGAUCAUAUACCAAUAACGUCGGUGAUCGCUGGAGCCUCCAGUGGUGCAGUUGGAGCUGCACUCGGCAACCCGCUGUUCCUCAUCAAAGCCCGUAUGCAGGCAUACUCACCGGCACUGCCAGUCGGUGCCCAGCACUAUUAUAAAAGUUCAUUUGAUGCUCUCAAGACAAUAUUCCGCGCGGAAGGUUAUCGUGGCCUAGUUCGUGGCAUCGACGCUGCCAUUCUGAGGACGUCAAUGGGGUCAUCGGUACAACUUCCGAGUUACAAUUUCGCCAAGAGUCAAUUAUCAAAGCAUGAUAUUCUACCAACGAACAGCCCUUGGUCCUUUUUAAUCAGCAGUUCCGUGUCUGGAGCCUGUGUGUGUCUUGUUAUGCAACCAGCGGAUACGGCUUUGACUCGCGUCUACAAUCAACCAACGACCAAACUCCCGAAUGGAAGAAUCGUGGGUACGCUUUAUAAAAACCCAAUAGAUUGUCUGUGGAAGACCUUUAAAGCCGAAGGUAUAAAAGGAUGGUACAAAGGUUCCACCGCUCACUUCCUACGGAUCGCGCCUCACACGAUCAUUACAUUAACGGCAAACGAUAUAAUCAUUAAUCUCUACCUCAAGACUCGGGAUGGACGCCAGUAG
Molecule: messenger RNA, 972 nt
Organism: Pleurotus ostreatus (oyster mushroom)
Lineage: Eukaryota; Fungi; Basidiomycota; Agaricomycetes; Agaricales; Pleurotaceae
Gene: OAC1
Product: Mitochondrial oxaloacetate carrier protein
Exons: 12
Coding region: 1-972 (323 amino acids)
Source: RefSeq, a predicted model, not a curated record